AUGGCGUGGCAGUUAAAUCAGACAAGGCGGCAAACGGCAUCUUUGAAGAUCCAGAUCAGGCAGAAUCUGUCUUCCGUUGAUCACAUUGAGCCGUGGAAGCGAGUUCUGAAAAAGCGAGUUCGCUCAACUGCCGAGUGGCUGACACAAGAGCCCGCGUUUCAUGGUUGGAAAAAUAACCCUGAAACAGCAAUUCUCUGGUGCUCGGGGACGUUGGGCAUGGGAAAGACCGUCCUCAUGUCUAAUGUGGUUUCCCAACUUCACCGGAAGAGUGAAAACAUUGCUCACUUCUUCUGCCUUGCCGAAAAUGAGAGCUCUCUAACAGCCCGAAAUAUCAUUGGGAGCAUUUCUCGGCAACGACUUCAUUCGUUGAUCGAACAAAGCAAUCAUGAGUCUCUAUCCAGCAUGCAAAGCGAAAGCUGUCACUUGGACACAAAUGAAACAGUGGAAUUUUUGCUUACGAGAUUGGUCCCCGAACGGACCUACUACAUCGUCUUAGAUGGUUUGGACGAAUGCAACUUGACUCAAAUCCGUGCCUUGGACUCGGCCAUAGACGCCCUUACAAAAAGUCCGGUUGCGAAGUUGAAGAUUCUUUGUACCGGGAGGCCUGAUCUAGAAGAUGAUCUAUUCGGACGGACUAGACCACAAUACCGCGUUGUAAUCGAUGAAGGAAAAGUCCACCUUGAUAUAGAUCGAUACAUCGUUGCCUCUCUCGAUGACUGUCUGGAGAGGAAGCUCCUAGUUUUGCGUGAUCCAACAAACAUCACGAGAAUAGUGGAUGUUUUACGUGACAACUCUCAGGGAAUGUUCCUCUGGGUUAGUCUUUGCAUCGGAGAAUUAUGUGAGCAGAACUGCGAUGAAGAUAUACUUCACGCAUUGCAGCACUUACCCAGGACCUUGGCUGAGCUUUUUAAUGCCAAAAUCCGUCGUAUCCAGGGAGGACCAAAGCACAUUCAAGCUAUGAAAUUGAUUCAGUUCUGCGGUGUUAUGAAGCGUCCUUUAAUUGUGGAAGAGUACAGGGAGGUCUUAUCCAUCUCAAAAGACGAUAAGGCUCUGAACAUGGCGAAAAUUCCAAACAAUAUACAUCGAAUCGUCCGAGGAUGCUACGGGCUAACAUUCAUCGAUGAAGAAGAGGACACCAUUCAUUUUAUUCAUCAGAGUGUCAAAGACCACUUGUUUUACACCAAUUUUGGCCGUACAGCCCUUCUUGAAGCCGCAAUGCGCCAAAAUUGGAAAAGCGUACAAAUUCUCAUAGACGCUGGCGUUUAUCUCGACCGCAAUCACAGCGAGGGUGAAACAAAUCUUCACAUGGCAUCGAGACAAAAUGCGGUAGAGGCUGUGAGUAGUCUUGUGUCAGCUGGCUUCUCCCUUGAUGCCAGAAACGCCAACAUGGAAAUGGCUCUUCACUUGGCUACAUAUAAGGGACAUAUUAAUGUGGUGCAAUGUCUCGCGGCGGCUGGCGCCGACCUUGAUUCUUCCAACAAUCAGAAUGAAGCGACCCUUCACGUGGCUGCUCAGAAAGGGGCAGAAGAGAUUGUGAGGACUCUUGUAUCUGCUGGUGCUUCCAUCAGCAUUAUGGACAGUCGAUUUGAAACGGCUCUGCACGUCGCUUCAUUUAUGGGCCACAUCAGCAUUGUCCAGUGUCUUCUAGCAGGAGGUGCUGAUAUCAACCGCUUCAACAUUAAGGAUGAAACAACCCUUCACAUCGCUACAGCACAACGCAGGCUAGAGAUAAUGAAGGUCUUUAUUGCCGCUGGUGCUGAUCUCAACUUGAGAAAUCGCAAAGGGGAAACAGCCCUUCAUAUUGCUAAAGGAUCACGAGGCCUAGAAGAAGAAACCGACAUAUUUCAGGAUGAUGGUCCCUUCUUGGAAGGCAGCGAGGACGAAACAGCCCUCAAUCGGGUCGGGAUUGAAAGCGCUGAUGCUGCAGAAAUUUUGAUGCCCGCUGGCGCUGAUAGUGAUAGUGAUUCAUACAGACUGCAUCACAAUAAAUUUAAUCAAUGA
Penicillium malachiteum is the source of this 2001-nucleotide messenger RNA. Its product is annotated as ankyrin repeat domain-containing protein. Bases 1 to 2001 code for a protein of 666 amino acids. NCBI's taxonomy places the organism in Eukaryota, Fungi, Ascomycota, Eurotiomycetes, Eurotiales, Aspergillaceae. Gene Ontology annotation, molecular function: protein binding. The transcript is spliced from 2 exons. The record is from RefSeq and is a predicted model, not a curated record.